Impatiens glandulifera is the source of this 966-nucleotide messenger RNA. RefSeq lists its product as uncharacterized. The transcript has 3 exons. NCBI's taxonomy places the organism in Eukaryota, Viridiplantae, Streptophyta, Magnoliopsida, Ericales, Balsaminaceae. The coding region runs from base 234 to 761 and encodes 175 amino acids. The record is from RefSeq and is a predicted model, not a curated record.
CAUUGAUAAUAAGAACCGGAAGAGAGAGAGAGAGAGAAUUUGCGCGAGCGAGCAGUUAGGUUUAGGUGUAUGUAUAAUCAAGAAAGGGCGAUGGCUAAAUGUGAUACCUUUGUAUCUAUAUAUUAAAAAGUUAAAAGCUUUGGUUUGGGUUUUGGAUAAAUAAACAUCAGAUCUCUCGUCUUUCUUUCUUUCUUUCUUUUUCAAUUCGAAACCCUAGUUUUCCAAAUAAUUCAAUGGAACCCUCUUCUGUCAUUACUCCUGAAGAUGUCAUGGAGUGUCUCAUGAACGACGGCACCAUUGAUGCCAUGAGGCUUAAGAUCAUCAACCAGCUCAAGGCUAAUGAAGAAUUAAAGAAUACAACCAUUAAAAUGGCUGAACAGAGCAAAGUCCUUAACACUCCUGGGGCUGAGAAGCAGACUAAGAGAGAGCUGUUUGACGCACUUCGACAAGAACUCGAGAGUUCUGUGCUAGAGAAAGCCUCUAAAGCAGUAUGGGAAUUGAUCUUAGACAGCAAUGGGCUUGGUAGAGAAAUAAAUGAUACAGUUGAAAAAGUAUUCUGCAAAUUGAGUGGCCGAGACCCUCCAUUGUUUCCGUCGGACUCAGACACGGACACGCUGGCAACCCUAGCCAAAAAGGGGAAAGAGAUAAUAAAGAAUAGUGAAGAAGAGACUAAUGACAAAGACGUAACAGCAGCAGCAGCAGCAAAGAAGAGGAAACACGACGAGGUGAUGAUGAACACUGGAGGAGCAAAAGAAUAUUGAAUUUUUGUUUUUCUUCCUUUUCAGGAGCAAAAGAUUUACAGUGUUUCCCGUACAGGUUUUUUUUGACUGUUUAGUUUCAAAUAACACUAAAGUUUUAAAGUAUCAGUCAUCUCUUAGGGCUCUGGUUUUCCCCAGGAGGAGUUGAUUGGGUUUAUCACCUAUGCUAAUAACCAUAUUGGUAAUUAAUGUUGAUUAUCUUUCAUCU